This is a messenger RNA of Plasmodium gallinaceum, 288 nucleotides long. RefSeq names its product conserved Plasmodium protein, unknown function. The transcript is spliced from 4 exons. Lineage: Eukaryota; Apicomplexa; Aconoidasida; Haemosporida; Plasmodiidae. Gene Ontology annotation, biological process: mitochondrial electron transport, ubiquinol to cytochrome c. The record is from RefSeq and is a predicted model, not a curated record. The coding region runs from base 1 to 288 and encodes 95 amino acids.
AUGGUUUUUGGAAGUCCAUUUAGUGACACUUACCCAUCGUUUAUUUGGAAAUCACUAAAAAAGAGUAGAAAAGAUAAAGAUAUGUUUAAUCCUUUUUUUCAAGCUUUAAAUAAAACCAAAAUAUAUGAUCACAUAUUAAAAUAUAAUACUCGCUAUUGGCUGUUUGUUGUUACUGGUGGAUGUGUUACAUCAUAUUUUUGGGGUGUUUGGUUUAAUAACAAAUGGAAACAAAUAAAUAAAGGAAAAUUAUAUAUUGAUUGCCCAUAUACAUAUCCGGAAGAUGAUUAA